Triticum turgidum subsp. durum (durum wheat) is the source of this 435-nucleotide messenger RNA. The record is from the annotation of a GenBank genome assembly. Lineage: Eukaryota; Viridiplantae; Streptophyta; Magnoliopsida; Poales; Poaceae.
AUGAAGCAAAAGAUUGUCAUCCAGUUGAGCAUAUCAUGCGACAAGAGCCGGUCCAAAGCCCUGACGCUGGCCGCCAGAGCAGCCGGGGUGACAUCCAUGGGGAUAACCGGCGACGCCAGGGACCAGCUGGAGGCGGUCGGCGACGGCGUCGACCCUGUGUGCCUUGUCAGCUGCCUCCGAAAGAAGCUCGGCCACGCCCAAAUCAUCAAGGUGGAGGAAGUGAAGAAGCCGGAGGAGAAGAAGAAGGAUGAGCCGAAGCCGGCGCCGGCCGUGGCGGUGCACCCGCCGCCGUACUACUACCCACCCAGCUACUACCACCACCAGUACCAGCCGGCGCACAUGGUCGUCUGCGACGAACAGCCCAGCAACUGCCGGACCAUUGUGGAAUCAAAGCAAACGCUAUAUGGUUAUAUGAAUCUCUGUCAACGCCCCUGA